AUGGGGGACAUACUGGGAGUGCGUUUUCACGCCGUUCACGGUGAUCAUCUGCUCCCUCACAGCCGCACUGUACUAUCUGUGGGGCCGCAAGUGUCAGUUUUCAUAAAUACUUUCCUUCCUAGAUGUGUGGUCUUCAACAACAGAGGUCUUGGAGGGGAGGAGCUGCUGACACCAGUCACCUACUGUGCUGCCAAUACUUCAGAUCUUGAGUGUGUGGUGCAGCAUGUCAAAGGGCUCUACCCCAGUGCUCCUGUGCUUGGGGCUGGUGUGUCUUUGGGAGGCAUGGUGUUGUUAAACUACCUGGCCCGUAAGCGCACCGAGUCAGGAUUGGUUGCCGGUAUAACCAUUUCCGUACCCUGGGAUGCAUUGAAGUUCUCCAGCUCGAUGGAGGAACCGCUCAACUGGCUGCUCUUCAACAGGCACAUCACGAAAUCCUUGCACCAAAUUCUCAACAGGCACAGGAAGAUUUUAGAGAAAGUGGUGGAUGUUGACUAUGUCCUGAAGGCUCGGUCCAUCCGUGAGUUUGACGAACGCUUCACGUCUCUGAUGUUUGGUUAUAGCUCAUGUAUGGAUUAUUAUCGCGAUGCCAGCCCAGGCAAAAAGCUCCCCAAUACAGCCGUACCCAUCCUGUGUCUCAAUGCUGCUGAUGACCCUUUCUCUCCACAGACUGCCUUCCCAGUGUCUAUAGUCCAGGAUCUUCCUAAUGUCGCCCUGGUAUUGACGGCACAUGGGGGACACAUUGCCUUCUUGCAGGGUUUUUUUCCUCGAGGCGAGAACUACAUGGAGCGCUUGUUUGGCCAGUUUGUGCACGCAGUCUUUGAACACCGGGAGGAAAUGAAGCAAGCCUGUGGUAUCAGAGAGGAGCAAAUGAAGGACUAACGAGCAAUAUGAAGGGACUUACACUGAAGUAAUACAACAUUUGCAGCUGCAACCCUGCUCAUCUACCUCAUGACCUCAGGUUCAUGUUCUGUAGACAGUCAAGUUUUCCUAUGAUUACACUUUGCAUGCUGUAGAGUGUGGAUGGGACACCAGUGGUUAAUGAGCUGACACUGUGUAAAGACCAGUAAUUUCAGAUAAUUGUAUCUGCUGCCAUAAAGUGUAAUAAUGAAUUGUAAGCGUAUCAUGAGGACCAGAUCACUAUGUAUGUGUGCUGAAUGUAUUUUUAUUAGCAGUAAACUGAACAUCAGUUUUUUUGUUUGUUUGCAGUGAUUUCCAUGACAGAACCAUUCCUGUUUUCAAUGCAGUGCCGCGCGAUGGCCUGGAGGUCACGGCCAUUUAAUACUGACUUUUUGCACUUGUUCUCUGUGCACAGAGAUUCCUCUAGAUUCUCUGAAUAUUUUGAUGAUAUACUAUGAUGAGAUAUUCAGCGAUUUUAUGUUAUUCUGAAAUUGUUUCACAAUUUUUUGCAGAUUGGUGAACUUCAGCCCAUCUUUACUUCGGAGAAACUCUGCCUCCCUAAGAUGCAGAAAUAUUCCUGACCUGUUGCUAAUUAAUCUAAUAAUUUGCUAAAUAUUUCACUAGUUGAGAACAAGGUAACAUAGGGUU
Pundamilia nyererei is the source of this 1545-nucleotide messenger RNA. RefSeq names its product phospholipase ABHD3-like. The transcript has 7 exons. Bases 1 to 879 code for a protein of 292 amino acids. The record is from RefSeq and is a predicted model, not a curated record. Gene Ontology annotation, biological process: medium-chain fatty acid catabolic process; medium-chain fatty acid biosynthetic process. Gene Ontology annotation, molecular function: monoacylglycerol lipase activity; acetylesterase activity. Lineage: Eukaryota; Metazoa; Chordata; Actinopteri; Cichliformes; Cichlidae.